Messenger RNA from Didymella exigua CBS 183.55, 500 nucleotides. RefSeq lists its product as uncharacterized. Lineage: Eukaryota; Fungi; Ascomycota; Dothideomycetes; Pleosporales; Didymellaceae. The record is from RefSeq and is a predicted model, not a curated record. The coding region runs from base 167 to 349 and encodes 60 amino acids. The transcript has a single exon.
GGGGGGCGAACGCAGCAGUCAGGGCCGUCAUUGCGAAGACACUGUAUUGCGGCAGACGCAACCGCUGUAUAGUCGAUGAAAAACUGCGCUCAGUUGCUUGCUAGCUAGGAGGCGAGCACAUAUACAUGCCCUGCGACUUGCUAGUCUAAGGUAGUCAACAGGAGCGAUGAUCAAGGCCCACAGGACCGACUUGCACCACAACACACUGAAGGUACCAAAGUCAGAUAUCGAAGUUGUGAAAGGCUUGAAAAGCCGGGAGAGGACUGCCAUAAUCCGAAUGGGCCUGAACAUCAUACCAACUGUAGAACUCGAGCGAAUAAAAUCUUUACUGUUGAACGGAGCUCAAUAGUGGUUAUAUGUACGUCUAAAGUACAGCGACUUCAUCCUCUUUCCUUAUUCCAAUUACAUUAAUUAUUAAAGAGUACUUGGUCUCAAUAAAUCGUAGCCUGGCAAUAUCCAGGAUAUCUAGUACUGCCACGCACCGGGGUGGUCGACCGCAA